Messenger RNA from Batrachochytrium dendrobatidis JAM81, 1554 nucleotides. RefSeq lists its product as uncharacterized. Gene Ontology annotation, molecular function: monooxygenase activity; oxidoreductase activity, acting on paired donors, with incorporation or reduction of molecular oxygen; heme binding. The record is from RefSeq and is a predicted model, not a curated record. Bases 1 to 1554 code for a protein of 517 amino acids. NCBI's taxonomy places the organism in Eukaryota, Fungi, Chytridiomycota, Chytridiomycetes, Rhizophydiales. The transcript is spliced from 10 exons.
AUGUUCAACAUUCUAGACACUCAGAGACUAGCACUGUCUUUUCAUGCAUUACAGACAGUCGUUUAUACUGCCAUUGUUGUGUUAGUUGCCACUACAUUCUUGUUUUGGGCAACUGGUCGUCCUACAAGUGCUCCUCCUGGUCCACAGCCAUGGCCUUUUUUUGGAAACAAGUGGAUUAUUGAUAGAUACAAGAACAAUCAGCAAUUUCAUAAACUGCAAACUUGGCUAACGACCAACUAUGGUCAGAUCACCAUGCUUUACUUUUAUUCAAAGCGCAUUGUGUUUGUUAGCAGCCCAUUAUAUGCCAAGCAAAUCUUGUCUAGUUCACUUUUUGUACAGGACGAAGAAUCUGUCAAGCUAUUCGAGGGAAUCGUCGAUAUACCUAGUCCUGAAGAUCGCAAACGGCAUUUGAGUACAGUCAAGCAGCUUUCAAUGGAGUUACUCCAUGCACGUAUUUUAGAUAUUACCAUGGAACGGACAUUUAGAGUAUUAAUAUCUUGGAAUGAAAAGAUUCGCAUUGAUUCAGAGAGGCUAGUGGUCGAUCUUGAUAAUGUGUGCAAGGCUAUUUCAUUGGAUAUUUGCGGGCUUGGUAUACUUUCAAUGGAUUUUGAUGCCGUUACGGGUCUCCGGAUUAAGCAAAUCACAUUGAGCGAAAUUGUGCUCAACAAAGUUGUUAGAUUUUUACACCAACGAGCCAACUUGGCACCUUUUGCAUGGGCAUAUAACAAAGUCGGUAUUACCUCGUCAGAUCUUGUUAGCGCUCGAACCCACUUUAAGAGUGUUUUGAAAAGCUUGAUUCGCGAGCAAUGUCAUCCCUAUGUCGAUGAUCCUUUGAGCUCUGUCAAUAUUAUCCGUACUCUGUUGAAAGACUAUGGCACUGAUUUGACACCUGAAAAUGAGCAAGCCAUUGGUGCUGAUGUGUAUCGAGGAAUGCUAUGGUCCAAUAUGUUUCUUUCUUCUGCGCUUUCAUUUGUAUUUUUCGAGCUAUUACAAAAUGAUGAUGUUCGUGAAAAAGCAACUCAAGAGAUUGAUCGUGUUUGGAAGGCUACACAUGGCAAAAUUCAGCUGGACACGCUAUCUCAGCUAUUAUACGUUGAAUGUGUUGUCAAGGAGUCGUUGCGAUUGCAUCCAGUAUGUGCAUACCUGGUUAAAGAGUCUAAAGAAUCGGUUAAAGUUGGAAACUAUUUGUUUCCUACCGCAACUCAGUUUCGAAUCUCUGUGAUUGAUUUGCAUCAAGAUCCUUUGAUCUGGAAUGACCCGUCCGCCUUUCUUCCACAACGAUGGGAGAAAACAGAUGCGAAUACUCUCCCGUUCUAUCCCUUUGGGGAUGAUCCUGAUCUGGUUGUGCAAAAACUGGCACUUGUUCCUAUAAAGGCUGCCGUCGCCGUGUUUUUACGUCAUAUCAGUUUUGAACAUGCCAAGAAAGACACUGCUGAUGAGGUACCGAGUGCUACCCAUGACAUAGAUGCUUCUGGUGCUGUUUGCAAAUUAUACGAUGAAAAUAGUUUACUCGAGUGUAUUGCGACUCAACGACCGCUUGAUUCAUUGCAAUAA